Molecule: messenger RNA, 1757 nt
Organism: Rosa chinensis
Lineage: Eukaryota; Viridiplantae; Streptophyta; Magnoliopsida; Rosales; Rosaceae
Product: putative receptor protein kinase ZmPK1
Exons: 2
Coding region: 1368-1715 (115 amino acids)
Molecular function (GO): ATP binding
Source: RefSeq, a predicted model, not a curated record
AAGUUCCCAAGUUUCUCCUCCUGUUGCUAUUUGCAGCAACAUUUGCUCAGAGUCAAGAACGGUUACAAGGGAUGCCAAGCUUAAGGAAAGGGAACUCCUUGAAAGUUGAGGAGGAGACCAACGUCUUGGUUUCACCAGAUGGAACUUUUUCUAGUGGAUUUUACAAAGUUGGUGCCAAUGCCUCCUGUUAUUCAAUAUGGUUCACCAAUAGUGCCAAUAAAACAAUUGUCUGGAUGGCUAACAGAGACAAGCCUGUGAGCAAAAGAGGCUCAAAGCUAACCCUCCAUGGAAGUGGCAACCUGGUUUUGACUUUUGACAGAUGCACUUGGUACACUCGUGUGGUCGACCAACACAAUCUCUAACGAAGACACGGAAGUUGUGCUUCUUGACACAGGAAAUUUGGUGCUGAGGAAUCAAGCAAAGAGGGUAAUCUGGCAGAGUUUUGAUUCUCCCACAGAUACACUUCUACCAACACAGCCACUCACCAAGAACACAACCUUGGUGUCCAUGAGAAGCCAAGGUACAUACUUAUCUGGGUUCUAUAACUUCAAAUUCGACGAUAACAAUGUCUUGUUUCUCAUCUACAAUGGCCCUCAACUUUCUAGUGUUUAUUGGCCCCGGAUUAUUCCAAGUGUUUUUGAAAGUGGUAGAAAUCCUUACAACAGCUCAAGGGUGGCAAUUUUAGAUGUGGCUGGACAAUUUAUAUCUAGUGACAAUAUGCAGUUCAAUGCAUCUGACUACGGGGUUGGUCCAAAGCGGCGUCUAACGGUGGAUUAUGAUGGCAUCUUAAGACUGUACAGUCUUCAUGAAUCGACAGGGUUGUGGAAACUCUCAUGGUUGCCUGAUAGUGUUGAUGCAUGCCGGGUUCAGGGCUUGUGCGGUGAAUAUGGUAUUUGCACAUACAAACCACAACCUACUUGUACCUGCCCUUCGGGGUUUUCCCUAAACGAUCCCUCAGACUGGUCCAAAGGCUGCUCACCUCCCUUCAAUUUGACUCAACUCACUCAAGAUACAAGCAAGCUGGAUUUCCUGGAGCUUCCUUACACAGAUUACUAUGGAUAUGACAUGGCAACCUAUACUCGUGGAAUCUCUUUUGAAGCAUGCAGGAAUUCAUGUCUAAUGCAUUCAAGUUGCUUGGGAUUCGGAUAUGCACUGGAUGGGAUCGGAGAAUGUUACCCCAAGAGUCUUCUGCUUAAUGGAUAUCGUUUUCGAAUGUUAAGAGCAUCAUCCAUGUGAAGAUUCCAAAAGGUUUUCUGAACCCUGGUGCAGUCCAAACCAGACUAGAAACACAUGAUUUGAACUGUUCAGCGGCACAGUUUGUUGUAAGUACUGAUCUCGAAACAGAAAAGGGCAAUGGACACCAGUACAUGAAAUACCUCAUUGGAUUUUUGAGUUCCUUUGGGCUAAUUGAAGCAAUCGGCAUCAGUUUGACAUGGUGGUUUGUGUUCCGAAAGCAAGCUCGUGACGAAAUGAUGAACAUGGGGUACAUGGCAUUAGCCAUAAAUGCUGUGGGAUUCAAAAGUUUCACCUAUGCAGAACUAAAGAAAGCAACCAAUGACUUCAAACAGGAGAUAGGAAAAGGGGGGUUCGGCACAGUCUAUAAAGGGGUUCUGGAUGGUGACAGAGUUGUAGCUGUGAAGAGACUAGAAGGCAUUGUACAAGGAGAUGCAGAGUUUUGGGCAGAGGAUUGGAGCAGCGAUACAAUAUUGCAUUAGGCACUGCAAAGGGUUUGUCAUAUCUACAUGAGGAGUGUCUGG